AUGCCCGCAAGGAGGCAAAGUGCGGUCUCGCCUUUCGAUCCAGUCACUGGAUUACCGGUCGAAGGUCUGACACCCACAUCGUCAGGUAGAAGUAGAGGUAAAGAAGGCAAAGAGAAAGAAACUUUUGCUUGUAAUUUCCCAGGAUGUGGACAGAACUAUAGUCGUAUGGAAUAUCUGAAACGACAUCAGCGAAAACACCAAGAUGAUAGACCUUUCCAGUGUAAAGAUUGUACAAAAGCUUUUGCACGAAGUGACGUCCUACUCCGCCACCGACGCCGAUGCCAUCCCACACCGCCGCCUACCGACCGAAACUCACAUUCUCCUCCCGCACCUCAACGGAAUUACCCUGGUGUACCCAUCUCAUCAUCCCGCACCGAUGCACGAGAGGCAUCACCGGCACCUAGAGGUCGAAAGCAUCCACGACGAUCCAGUGGCGAUGAAGAAAGAGACGCUACCCGCCCGCGGCUCGAUCCCAGUUUAGAUCCAAGCCUCGAAGAUGAUUUCACUGGCGGCGAAGAUGAUAAUGACAAGUAUCCCGAAGGAGCCAACCGAUUCAGUCGUCAAAAUGGCAUGGGCAACGGUGGUGUCUAUUCUGCUGGUAAUGGUAACCCAUUCUAUGGUUCUGGGAGUGUUCCUGAAGGUUCAACUUAUACACCCCACUUGUUACCAAUGUUUCAACAAGGUCAGACAUUUCAUAGCCUGAAUGACCCCAAUCACCUAGAAGAUGCCUCAGCUCUACUAUCAAUGGCCUACCCUGGAGGUGUACCUGGUGGAGACAAUCCAGAGUUACCGAAAGAUCUUCCCGAUUGGGCCAAUAACCCUACAAUCAACAUGAUGAUGGAAGCUGCUGUAGCUGCCAACAGGAAGCAGGAAGCGGAAAUUAGCAAUGGAGCCAACGGUGAUACGCAUGUCGAUCAAUCUAGAACCGAUACCACCGAACAACCUGUUGUCGAUCCGACACUCACUGGUGAAAAUCCCGGUGUGAAUGGAGGUGAGACCAACGGUGAAAAUUUUCUAAACGCGAUGAGCUGGAUGUCCGGAAUGGGCACACAGGGAGUGUUGAACCGAAAUCAGAACCAGAACCCGAACCACAGCAACGGCCAGAGCCAAUCACAAUCGCCGAAUCAACAAGAGCAGAACUCGAACUCCCAAAAGAAGGGAUUGACAUCGACGCAGAGUUCGACGCUUCAAUCGACCCUGAACUCAAAUAGUGACAUGGGCACACUACUAGGAUGGAUGCAAAUGUUCGCUUCGAGCAUGAACGGCACGACUGGUCCUGGUCCUUCUCCAAAACCUCAAUCACCUUUCCCUCUCUCAUCGCUGUUCUCUCCCUCCGCAUUUGGCAUCACCAAUACGGACUCGAACGAUUCGAGUGGUGGAAAUACCCAGCAGUCGACACCAAUGUCACCUACCAUUCUAGGUAUUCUGGAUCAAAUGGCGAUGUAUGAAGUACCUCAGACACUGGAGAACCCAAAUCCGGAAAGACCCCUUCUCAGGCUUGCCAAUGAGGAGAUGAAUCUGAGAGCAGGUCAAGAAUGGUUUGACAAGACCAGUCCAUUCUAUCUUCCUGCUGAACGAUUUGCUGGUGUAUAUCAAAUCCCUCAUUGGGCAUUGCCGCCUUUGCGUACAUUAUCGGUCAUGGCUUGUCGGACUUAUCAUACCGUCCUGAACCAUUUUUCGUUUGUUCACAUGCCGACGUUCAAGCUCAACGAUACAGCUGCCUGUUUGGCAUUUGCGAUUUGUACAGUCGGCGGUAUACGAACCGGGAACACUACUGCAGCGGAUGCUGCUGUACUGCAAUCUUUAGGUUUAAGCGGUAUAACUCCGCCUAAGGCUCUAGACGGACCGGUUGUACCUGAUCAGAGCUGGGAGAGUAUCUAUGCCGCGAACUGGAAGAAAAGCGUUGAUGACAAACCGUACGAUUCGGAGAAUGUGAACAAUUGGAAGAAUGGUCCUAUAGUCAGGAAUGAGAAAACAAAUAUGCUUGUGAAGUCAUUCUCGCUUGCCCAAGGUGUGCUGAUGACUGAAUAUAACGUCGCAUUGCUCCAAGCAUUGAUCUUAUAUCACACACCAAACUUCCUAAGUGAGAGUGAAUCAGAGAGGCUCACUGCAAACAUGUUCAUGGGGACUAUUGUCAAUAUUACUCGACAAAUUGGUUUCUUCACUCCCGAAGCUGAUCACUUCGCCAUGAAAAUCAAAAUACCCACUGAACCGUAUACUCCCAACGAACUGGAUAGGUGCUGGAAAGAGUGGAUUCAGCUGGAGACUCGACGUCGGACCGCUUACCUCGUAUACCAAUUGGACACAGUUUCAGCACUGGAAUCCAAUAUUCCUUGCAUAUUAUCAUCCUGCGAAUUGUGCUAUCUACCCUUGCCGGCACCCGAUACCCUGUGGAAAGCUCCAACAGCCAUUGAAUGGUUAAAAGCUGUCAAGAAAUACAGACCUAUGAGUCUGGAUGAAGGUAUGAGAAGAAUAUUCUUUUUACCGACGUUCGGAUCUUUCGACAACCUGCAUGAAAGUGCCGAUACAAAGUACUACAACUUGCUCAAUACUCAUGACUUUGGACCGUUCGCAAGAUUGGCAAUGGUGCUUACGCUGCUGAGGGGAGUGAUCGAUAUAGGGGAAGGUAAAAGAGAUAGGGGAGAUUGGAGGGAUCUUACGGAUUUAUGGGUAGGAUGCAGCUGGCUGAGACCUUCCAAAAGGAUGUUGGCGCAAGAUGGAACUGAUCUAGGAAGGAUCACGAGGGAGAGUUUGCGAGGUAGAUUUGGCAUGGGUUUGCAGAAGUGGAGAGAAGGAUGGGAUUUCGAUAGAUUGUGUAUCUCCCCGUCCACGUCGAAUGCUUCUCGAGCGAACUCGGCGGGUAUCAGUCCUCAAAGUACUUCGAGUGGGUCAUCGGGCGCUGAGCCUGAGUUGCCCAAAGAGACACUGAAUUACUGCGAAGAUGCCCUGCCAUUCUACUGGCUCGCAGUAGCUCUGCUCAACCAGCUGAACAACUCACCUCAUACCGAACCGGGAUACAAUCAUUUCGCAGGCGUGCGAUAUGGCGAUAUGCUAAAAGCAGCUCGAACGUUCACCAGAACAGGUGAAGGUAUCCCAGGAGCCAGCAUGAACGCGACGGGGACUUCACCAUCUUUCGCUCGACAGGGAUCAACCUCAACAGCAAGUGUAGUCAGUGCCAAUGUUCCUACACAUAACAAUCCUGGUUCAACCUCUUCGUCAAUCUCCCCUCCGGGCCCUGCGCAGAAUGGCAAUUCAAUCGACGAGCUGGAUCUGUCUGCGAUGUCCCCUGGAACGAUCAAUGGAUUCUUCGAGGCUCUUGCUGGAUCGAACUUUGCUGAAUCAUAUGAGAAUGGACAAGUGCCCAUAUCGUCUAGUCAUAUGAAUAACAAUGGGUUGGAUAAGCGGGUUGAUGGUGGCGGAGGGAUCCAGGGGCAGGGUCAGUUGGCUGAACAUCUGGGGUUUAUCCUGUGA
Messenger RNA from Kwoniella botswanensis, 3471 nucleotides. RefSeq lists its product as uncharacterized. Gene Ontology annotation, cellular component: chromatin. NCBI's taxonomy places the organism in Eukaryota, Fungi, Basidiomycota, Tremellomycetes, Tremellales, Cryptococcaceae. The record is from RefSeq and is a predicted model, not a curated record. Gene Ontology annotation, molecular function: DNA-binding transcription factor activity, RNA polymerase II-specific; RNA polymerase II cis-regulatory region sequence-specific DNA binding; zinc ion binding. The coding region runs from base 1 to 3471 and encodes 1156 amino acids. The transcript is spliced from 10 exons. Gene Ontology annotation, biological process: DNA-templated transcription; regulation of transcription by RNA polymerase II.